GAAAGCUCAGGAAAAUCAAUGUCCGAAGCGAAAAGCGAGCGAUGUGGUUAAAAGUUCAACCCAUUGAAAUUUUCGCCGUUUCAAGACGGGAGUGACAGCAACCGACACAGUAUUGACACUCUUGCAUGCUGAAAACUUUCAACCAUUCGGGCGCUAGUAUUAAAUUGAAUAAUUCAUUGAACUAAUAGCAAGUAAUUUUCCUUCUGUCAAUAGCUCCCUGUUUCAGUUAAUGGCCAUUACUGUAAUUGAAAUUGCCCUCUCCGUAUAGAAAUUUUAAUUAACUUUUUCAUUUCGCACACACAUUUUUAUAACACAUCUUACACUUAAACACGGAGCAGCUUUAAUCAUGCAGAGUUGAAAUUUUUGUUCUAAAAUGUUCGACUUUUUCGAAAGGUAAAGUUAUUUAAAUGUUUCCAUGAAAGGAUUUUUUAAAUUUGUUAAUGAACGACUAGAACUUCACCAGAAACAAACGCCACUAUCAGUGACAGAUGGCUAUCUUUUUAGAAUUUUCUAUGCUUUGGAAAUGUUUAGCAAAUUUGAAUAAGUACAAGUUGACGUACACGUAUGACUGAGGUAAAUACCUCAGGCACUCAUUAUAGCAACGAAAGGUCAACCGUUCAAUUCGUAUUUCUGUGUAGCAAGGAGCUAGAAAAGGUUUUCAUCUGGGUUUGGAUUUACAAGUUUACAAAUUUUAGUUUGAACCAAAGGCAAAAGUUGACACAUUUUGGUUACGCAGAUCUUUCAGGCUGGACAAAAAAAUUGUCGGAUACGUAAAAUGAAAAAGGUUUUUAAAAUAGCAGUCGUUGCGAUAAGAUCAAUCGUCAGCUACAAGUUUAUCAGUGUCAAAAAAAUUAACGCCAUCAAGAAAUAUGGAAAUCUAACUUGGACUAACAAGACAGUUUAAUCAAGGAUAAACACAACAAUUCAUGCUACCAGAAAUACAUCUUCACAAAGAUGAACCUCUACAAUAUUAGCACCAACCGAACUGUCAGUGAUGAACAAAUGGACAGUCGGCUGCAUACAAACAAGACUCUUGGAAAUAUCGUCAUCAUAAACUGCGUUGUAAAUGCCCCUUUGCUGCUUACGUCCAUUCUUGGAAACUGUUUGGUAUUCAUCGCCAUCUGGAGAACUGUGUCCCUUCGAUCUCCCUCCAUGAUGUUUAUCUGUAGUCUUGCUGUCUCCGACCUCCUUGUGGGUUUGAUAGUGCAGCCUCUGUACAUUGCAAAUUUGCUAAUAACAGUUCGUCUUUUGAAAAUUCUGUCGUCCAUGACGGCCUUCGCUGCUUGCGGUGUUUCCCUCGGUACAAUGGCCGCUAUAAGCUUUGAUCGAUAUCUAGCCCUUCAUUAUCACAUGCGAUACACGGCCAUAAUAACGUCAUCCCGUGCAAUAUCUGCAUUAAUUGCUACAUGGGUGACCACGUUUCUUUUAUCUUGCGUUAUAUUCUGGAAUCCUUUAACUUUCGUGGCUAUAAUAGCCAUCUUAAUCAGCGUUUAUCUUAUCAUUUCAGCUUAUUUUUACAGCAAAAUUUUCCAGAUUGUUCGCCGACAUCAACUACAGAUUCGCCAUCAAGAAUGCAGCCCAGAGACCCCAAAUGCACUUGGGUUGAAUCAGAAGCGCUUGCAUAAGAGCGCUUUUAACACGUUUGUGUUUUACAUCUCUACAAUUCUCUGUUAUCUUCCAAGGUUUAUUUCUGUACCUUUCAGUGCAAGUGAUCCCUACAUACACCACGAAACAGCUUGGAUCUUUGCAGAUACUUUGAUAUUCCUGAGCUCAAGCAUAAACCCAGCUUUGUACUGCUGGCGUCUUCGAGACUUGCGAGCUGCUGUGGUAAACACCCUUAGAGCAAUGAUCUACAGACAAACAGACGAACACUGACUCUUGACCAUUAAAAAUCUCUCAGUUUUUCCCGUUCUUCAGAACCCUAAGGUUCUCUGAAAAAGCCGUCAUCUUAAAUAAAUGAAUAGUUCAGUAGGCCAGGGAAGCUUUUUUAAUUCAAACAGGCAGAAAAAUUGAUCCCUAUGGUCGGAACAUCUGCGAAGAAACAUAUUAAUUUUUUCCUUUUAUUAUAUUAUUUUAUUAUUUUAUUUUA
Orbicella faveolata is the source of this 2089-nucleotide messenger RNA. RefSeq names its product adenosine receptor A2a-like. Gene Ontology annotation, molecular function: G protein-coupled receptor activity. The record is from RefSeq and is a predicted model, not a curated record. Gene Ontology annotation, cellular component: membrane. Lineage: Eukaryota; Metazoa; Cnidaria; Anthozoa; Scleractinia; Merulinidae. Gene Ontology annotation, biological process: G protein-coupled receptor signaling pathway.